Molecule: messenger RNA, 1089 nt
Organism: Trichoderma reesei QM6a
Lineage: Eukaryota; Fungi; Ascomycota; Sordariomycetes; Hypocreales; Hypocreaceae
Exons: 1
Coding region: 1-1089 (362 amino acids)
Source: RefSeq, a predicted model, not a curated record
AUGACUGUACCCGCCCAGAAUAAGAGCCAUGUUAUCAUUGACAGAAACGGCAUCAUCGAAAAUAGACACCUGGUCCACGCCGCGAUAGUCGACUCAGCCGGAAAGGUUCUCUUCUCUCUCGGCGAUCCAUCGCGAGUGACACUCCUCCGAUCUGCAGCCAAACCAGUUCAAGCACUAGCGGUUGCGGAGACUGGCGCCCUCGAGCAUUUUGCUUUUGACGAUGGUGAUCUGGCUCUUAUGUGUGCCUCGCAUAGUAGCGAGGACCGGCAUAUCGAGCGGGCUCGACGAAUGCUCGCUAAGUCGCAGCAUACGGAGGACCAAUUGCGGUGUGGUGGCCAUCCUUCAAUAAAUCCGGCGAUCAACAACGAAUGGAUCAAGCGGGACUUCGAACCGACGGCAGUCUAUAACAAUUGUUCCGGCAAACAUGCGGGUAUGCUGGCUGGGGCCAAAGCUAUUGGUGCCUCCGCAGACAAUUACCAUCUCCUGACGCAUCCAAUCCAGGCCAGCGUCAAGAGAGUCGUGGAAGAAGUAGCUGGGUUAAGCGAGGAAGAGGUUCAGUGGGGGCUUGACGGCUGCAAUAUGCCGGCGCCUGCAUUUCCCCUUUCUCACUUGGCCAAGGUAUAUGCUUCAUUUGCCCAGGCAUCAGACGCAGUAGCCAGUGGCAGUCCAGUCACGCCCAGGGUGCAGCUGAUGGGAAAGAUCUUCAAUGCCAUGGCUCAAAUGCCCGAGAUGGUUGGCGGCGAGGGUCGCUUCUGUACUAUCUUAAUGAGUGCUCUUGGUGGCUCUACCAUCGGCAAGGUCGGUGCAGAUGGCUGCUACGCCGUUGGAAUGCGCGAGUCUGAACAGACGAAGGGAAUUGGAGCAGAGGGCGCAGUUGGGAUCGCCGUCAAGAUUGAAGACGGCAAUCUAGGUAUACUGUAUGCCGCGGUUGCUGAAAUAUUAGCGCAGCUGAAGCUCUGUAAUCGGGAGGACAUGCAGACUCUGGAGACAUAUCAUAAUCCGAAGAUGAAGAACACCAUGGGAAUUGUCACUGGUACUGCGAGGUUUGACUUUGAGUUUCUUUGCACCAGGGGGGCAAUUUUACUCUAA